Messenger RNA from Phalaenopsis equestris, 1441 nucleotides. RefSeq names its product LRR repeats and ubiquitin-like domain-containing protein At2g30105. NCBI's taxonomy places the organism in Eukaryota, Viridiplantae, Streptophyta, Magnoliopsida, Asparagales, Orchidaceae. The record is from RefSeq and is a predicted model, not a curated record. The transcript is spliced from 10 exons. Gene Ontology annotation, molecular function: protein binding. Bases 58 to 1248 code for a protein of 396 amino acids.
UAGACAGGAUUUACGGGGAAAAAAACUACAUAAAUGAUGCUUAGAUUCCGCUGCUAGAUGGCCCCCAACUCGCAACAAAACAGCCUCAGGUAUCCUUUCCUCUUUCCCAAAUGGUUUUCUGAAGCAACAGUUUAUGCGAUUCAGCCACGCCGUUUGGCUGGAGCAGCCGGCAUGGAGAAGGAAGAGAAAAGCGAAGAUGCCACGGCCGGCGAUUCACAGGCUGGCCCCUCCAUCGCUCUGAACGUGAAAUUCCGCGGGAAAAAGAUACCAGUCUCCAUUUCUCCUGAAUCCACCGUCGGGGAUCUAAAGUCCCGCCUCCAUCCCCUUACCAACAUCCCUCCUCGCGCUCAGAAGCUUAUGUUUUUUGGACAAAUUCUUGAAGAUUCUAUCAAGUUGGAGUCAUUGGAUAUAACUAGCCACCCCACAAUUAUUCUGAUACCUUCUCGUAGUCAGCUCCAAGCGGAUGAGCCGCUUACAAAACCUGCUUCAUCUGUUGUACCAAACUUAAUGACGACGGAUCCUUUUGUUGCAUUGUCUAUGGGAGGAAAUCCAUCUCAACAUUGGAGGAUAAGUGGUGCUGUAGCUUUGGGAAGUCGCCACUUGAAGGAUAUUCCUGAUGAAGUCUGGGAUUGUGCAUCGUAUGUUAGAAUAUUGGAUAUCAGUAACAAUUACAUUCAAGAAUUGCCAGAGAAAAUUGGUAGUUUGAAGUUGUUGAAUAAACUGUACCUGAAUACAAAUGAUUUAUCUGAUGAGAAGAUUAGCUGGGAUGGCCUUGCACAGUUGAAGUCUUUAACAAUAUUAUCUUUUAACAGUAACAGAAUAGCUACUUUGCCACCUGCUGUGGGUAGCCUGACCUCUCUUACUAUUCUCUAUAUUGCAAAUAACAAGUUAACAUGCUUACCAGAUGAACUGGGAUGUCUGAAUCAGCUUCGAGUUCUUAAUGCAAACUUCAAUAGGAUUAGCUCGGUGCCUGCAACAAUUGGAAAUUGUUCCUCGCUUGCUGAGAUAGAUUUAUCAAAUAAUUGUUUGUCCGAAUUACCAGAAACAUUUGCAAAUUUAAAAAGUCUGAAGAUUUUGCAUCUGGUGAACAAUGACCUAAAUUCGCUUCCUUCACAUUUAUUGAAAUGGUGCACAGAACUGGAAUUACUUAAGGUUGAUCUAGCAGACAGUCAUCUUCGUCAGAUGGAUGGAUAUGAAGAAUAUGAUGCACGCCGGCGUCGCCAUUUUGAAAAGGAACUACUUCCAUAAUUUUAUUUAUUCAAUUUCAUUUUUUUUUAUUUAUUUUCAUGUUGAACUAUUUAGGAAACUAUAGAGCAUGGGCAGUCAUAUUAUAUUUUGCUGUCACUUUCUCACUCUUAUGAUUUCAUAUUAAUCUUGAUUCGACUUGAAAAUAAAAAUUGAUAUAUUAUUUAUCUCGAAUUAAACUUGGCUUACAAUUUGU